Molecule: messenger RNA, 3813 nt
Organism: Periophthalmus magnuspinnatus
Lineage: Eukaryota; Metazoa; Chordata; Actinopteri; Gobiiformes; Gobiidae
Product: stAR-related lipid transfer protein 13-like
Exons: 14
Coding region: 138-3398 (1086 amino acids)
Biological process (GO): actin cytoskeleton organization; regulation of Rho protein signal transduction; signal transduction
Molecular function (GO): protein binding; lipid binding; GTPase activator activity
Source: RefSeq, a predicted model, not a curated record
CGCUCCACACGAAGGGAAUAUUGUCAACAUGUCCGCGCGUCUGGAGUGGUCACGCUUGGAUCCAAAGUGACCCUCUCCGUGCGUAAUUUGGAGACCUUGGAUUGGUAUUUGGUUAUGUUCGAGCGCACGGUUUCGCCAUGACUUCCAAACGGGACUCGGUUGCUAAACUCAAGCUCCGCCGCUCGUUCAGUGAGCACUUGCGAAGUUCAACCUCCAAAGCCUGGGGUUUAAUCUGGAGGAAUGUCCGGGAGCGGAGGCUUGCAGAGAUUGAGGCUAAAGAGGCGUGUGAUUGGCUGCGUGCUGCUGGUUUCCCUCAGUACGCACAGCUCUUUGAAGAUUCCCAGUUCCCCAUCGACAUCAGGCCUGUGAAGAAAGACCAUGACUUUCUGGAUAAAGACCUGGUAGAACCUCUCUGCAGGCGGCUCAACACCCUCAACAAAUGUGCUUCCAUGAAACUUGAUGUCAACCUACCAAAGAAGAAAAAGGAAGACUCUGAUGAGGACGACGUCUUUGCCAUUAGUGACCGCUGGACCUUUGAGUGGACCAGCCGGAGAUGGUCCCGUUUGCAGGACAUGGACUCUCUGCUGGGACACCUCCCUGACCCAGGACCCCACCGCGGUGAGGAGCACACUGCCCUUCGCGCCACCACCAGCAAAGAGAGCGUGCUAACCGACCUGAGCGAGCCUGAAAUCUCUUCUCUACACAGCGAGAGCAGCGGAGGCAGUGUGCAGAGAGGACGCAGCACUGAAGACUUGGACUCCCCAGCUAUGCCCGACCAAACUCUCACAAUCACAAAUAAUCCCAAUCACUACGACAACCAUGGCAAACCUAAUCGGGCUAAAGAUUUUCUGCGUCGCAUGGAAAAACUUCAACACCGAGGGACUGUACACAGUAGUCGCAAAAACUUGGUAAUAAGCGCUCCGGUGCUUACACACGAAGCCCACGCUCUCAAAACGUUGCACUGCGUAGACAUUGUAAAUGGACACAACGGAAGUAACAUUCUGAUGAAAAAUCUCCCGUCGUCUCAAUCUGGCAGCGACGGCAACCAUUCUAGCAAUAGCACCGUAAGCACACCUAGCUUAAAAGAACGCAAAGCUCACAGGGCCGACCAUAAACGCAGCGGUAUGUAUUUAGAAGACAUUGAUAUUUUCAGGAACGUGUGUACAGUCGCCGAGGAAAAUCAAAGGAACGAAUUCUGCUCAUAUGAAGAUUUGGUCGUGCACAUACCUGAGGACCACAAGCCAGGCACCUUCCCCAAAGCACUGUCUAUAGAGAGCUUAUCCCCGACCACUGCUGCUCCUAUGAACUGGCAUCCCACUAGCAUGCACCUAGACUCCGAACUCAACACUUUUAAAAAGGAGUCCAGACCUGUUACGCAAUGUUGCUCGCGGAGGGGUAGCCGAAUUAGCAUCUAUGACAAUGUACCCGGUUCGCAUUUGUAUGCUAGCACAGGGGAUUUGAUAGACUUAGAAAAAGAGGACUUGUUCCCGCACUUGGAUGAUAUCUUACUUCACGUGAAUGGACUUCAGCAGAUAGUGGAUCAUUGGUCAAAGAACGUGCUGCCAGGAAGCGGAGGAGGAAGCAAAGUGGAUGGAGGGUUGAAAGGAGAGAAUCUGCAGGCAUUGAGUCAGAUCACUUUGGAUUUUGAAGGACAAUCGGUGACAGAGAGCCAGACUACACCCAGUGACGAGGAUCGGAAUGGGGACAGAGAAGGGGACAGGGACAGGGUAUCGCUGGCAGAGAUGGAGCUUGCCAAGUUGAGGGAACGGAGGGACUCCGGUGUGGGGGCAUCGCUCACAAGGCCAAACCGGUUACGCUGGCCCAGUUUUCAGAUCUCCAAUCGUCUGAGCCACUCCACAGCCUCUCUGCAGAUCAGCAACCAGUCUGCAGUCCAACUCAGCCUGCUCCAGAAGUUCUCCCUGCUCCGGCUCACCGCCAUCAUGGAGAAAUACUCUCUGUCCAACAAGCACGGAUGGACCAGUGCUAUCCCAAAGUUCAUGAAGAGAAUGAAGGUCCCAGACUAUAAGGACAAGAACGUGUUUGGAGUGCCGCUCAUAGUCCACGUGCAGCGCUCAGGACAGCCCCUCCCUCUAGGUCUGCAACAAGCCUUACGCUACCUGAGGAGCCAGUGCCUCGACCAGGUUGGUCUGUUCCGUAAGUCCGGGGUGAAGUCUCGGAUCCAGGCUCUGCGUCAGAUGAAUGAGAGCUCUCCAGACGACGUAAACUAUGAGGAGCAGUCUGCCUACGAUGUGGCUGAUAUGGUCAAGCAGUUUUUCAGAGACCUCCCAGAACCUCUGCUCACCAGCAAGCUAGGGGAGACCUUUCUGCAUAUAUACCAAUACGUGCCCAAAGAGCAGCGACUCCAAGCAGUGCAGGCAGCCAUUAUGCUGAUGUCAGACGAGAACCGCGAGGUGCUGCAGACACUGCUGUGCUUCCUCAGUGAUGUCACUUCCUCUGUGCAGGAGAACCAGAUGACUCCCAUGAACAUUGCUGUGUGCCUGGCCCCGUCUCUGUUCCACCUCAACAUCCUGAAGAAGGACAACCUAGCUCAUAAGGCCUUGCAGAAGAAGCACGCCACAGGCCGACCAGACCAGAGGGACCUCAAUGAGAACUUAGCAGCCACACAGGGACUGGCCCAUAUGAUCACAGAGUGCAACCGGCUAUUUGAGAUCCCUCGCGAGAUGGUGGCCCAGUCUCGUAACUCGUACGUGGAGGCGGACAUGCACGCUCCCACCAUGGAAGAGCUCUGCAGGCAGCAGGAGGAGGACGAUGGGACCUACUACACCCACAUGGAGAACAGGCUACAGGCCUUCCUCCGAGAUGCACGGGACAGGUCCAAGCACUGGGUCUCCUGCACCAGUGCCGACAGUACUGAGCUGCACUACAAGAAGGUUGGAGAUGGGAACGUGCUGCGGCGCUGGAAGGUGUCAGUGGAGGUAGAAGCCCCUCCCUCUGUGGUACUGAACAGGGUGCUGCGAGAGCGCCACCUAUGGGACGUGGACCUGCUGCAGUGGAAAGUGUGUGAGACCCUGGACAGACACACGGAGGUGUUCCAGUAUUCACUCAACUGUAUGCCCCCCCACCCCAGUAGAGACUUUGUACUGUUGCGAACCUGGAGGACUGACCUGCCCCGAGGCGCCUGCUCCCUGGUGUCCGUCUCCAUAGAGCGCUGCGCCUCUUUUGGAGGGGUCAGAGCCAUCGUCCUAGAGUCUAACUACCUCCUAGAGCCCUGUGGAUCCGGCAAGUCCAGACUCACUCACAUCUGCAGAGUCGAUCUCAAAGGCAGGACUCCAGAGUGGUACAACAAAGCCUACGGUCACCUGUGUGCUGCAGAGGCCUCACGCAUUCGCAACUCCUUCACCCCCCUCAUUACCGACGGACCCGAGACAAAGAUCUGAGGGAGCACUGACCCUCAUGAUUUUGCAAACUGGACAUAGGACUGCAGCUAGUGUCUCACAAACUGGACAGAGUACUGUACUAACUGAUACUAUCAAUACUAGAUACUCAUUUGAACAAUCAAUGGACAAACAUUGGACCAUUUUUAGAAUAAUUUUGAUCUUAAUCAGAAUAGGUAACUUAUACGAUCACAUGGUGAAAUAGAGGAAGUGCUGUUAUUUAUUGUUUAAAAAGUAAAUUGUGGUAUUGAAAUGGUAUCGAGCCUUUUACAUUUUUAAAAUUUUAGUAUCGUAACAACACUACAUACAUAUAUAAGUACUACAUCCUUGUAUCUUUCGCAUACUGGACCUCACUCUCUGACAGAGCCUCAUGAUCGGUGCUGACCAUAAUCCUGCCAUUCUAUUUUCUAUUUACUUU